ACAACUGAGGUACCUACGACACUACCGCCGACAACGUCAGUGACAACUGAGUUACCUACCACACUACCUUCGACAACGUCAUUAACAACUGAGGAACCUACGACACUACGAAUAACAACUGAGGAACAUACAACACUAUCGCCGACAACGUUAGUGACAACUGAGGAAGUUCUAACAACAGCGCUCUUAACAACACCAAAUCCUUGUCCUGAUGGUCAAGUUAUAUGCGGUGAAUCAGACAUGUGUAUCGAUGAGGGAUUUCUGUGUGAUGGGUUUCCCGAUUGUGACAACCUCUAUGAUGAGUCAGCUGAUACAUGCAAUGUCACGUGCCCGCCCUCAUACUUUAGAUGUCCAUUUGGCCUAUGUACAUAUGAUGAAUACACUUGCGACGAGUAUCCGUACGAUUGUCUUGAUAACUAUGACGAAUCUCCAGAACUCUGUGAAGGAAAGUGUCCAGUACCCGACGCACCAGAAAAUGGUGAUCUACUCGAAUCAUUUGCCUACACAUUCUAUCGGAACGGAACGACUGUGGACUUUGUUUGUAACGACGGAUACACUUUGCAGGGAUCCAAAUCGAGUACCUGCUUUGACGGAACAUUUUUGGACAUUCCAACCUGCCAUGAAAACUGCAUUUUGCCAACUCCACCUGUGCAUGGAUAUGUAUCAGGAUCGACUGUUCACGGUGAAAACAUCACUUUCAGUUGUGAAGGUGGAUUUAGACCAGAUGUAAAUAGUAUUGUGACUGCGGUAUGUAUGGAUGGACAGUACACAACAACUACAAUCAUGUGUAGAGAUAUAAAUGAAUGUAUGGAAGAAAGUGACAGUUGUUCCGUCAAUGCUGCCUGUAUUAACAAGCUGGGCUCAUAUAGAUGCGAGUGUAACUUUGGAUAUAAAGGCGAUGGGAUUUUAUGUGAAGAUAUCGACGAGUGCGCAAAUGAUACGGACACAUGUGCGCCGUUGCCUGCAGGAUCAUGCGCAAACACAAUAGGCUCAUACAAUUGUUCCUGUAAUGAGGGAUAUCGAGGAGAUGGAGAGAUAUGUAUAGAAAUCGUGUUAUUGCCGUUUGGUGUUGAAAAUGGGGACACAAGCCUUAGGCAGGAAGUGGGUUUUGGUCGUGACGUCAUUUCACCAAACAUCGAGCCACUUACCGGUUUUCCGUUUGGAAGCACAUUCUAUUAUAACAUAUAUUUCACAGAUAACGGAGUGGUCGUAUUGUCAAGUGUCAAUGCCGAAAAGUUUUCGUAUCCUCAUCCUGUGAUCGGUGGCUUCCAGCCAAGCACUUCUGAACAGAUAAUUGCACCUUUCUGGGCUGAUGCUGACAUGUCCUUAGAGUUUGGAGGAGAUGUGUUUUAUCAGGUGUAUAGUAAGGAAAAUCCAUCGGCUGGCACAGAAGAAAUGCUGCAAACUGUUACAGACCAAAUUAGGAAUUCGCCAGUGUCAGAAGAAAAUAGUUUUGAUAAAACAGAAUUUCAGGCUGAAUGGAUGUUACUUAUUACUUGGUAUAGACUUCCACAAGUACCUGCCUUUAGUUACCAGAACCAAACAAAUACUUUCCAAGCUGUACUAGUCACGGAUGGUACAUUUGGCUUUACUCUAUUUAACUAUCAGAUUAACGAAAUGAAUUGGGAUGCAGCUGUAUUAGAUCCAAUGGAUGUUAUCAUCGGUUACAAUGCUAGAUUUAGAAGCACUAUUGACAAUGUCAACGCACAGUUAAUUUCGUCAUAUUUUCCAAACGUGUUAUCAAGGUAUCGUCCUGAUCAGAUAGAUGGAAACUCAGGCUUAAAGGCAAGGUGGAUAUAUCGUGUUGAGAGAAAUUAUCCAUGGACAGUAAACACCAGACAAUUGUGCCUCAAUUGGUAUUCAACAGAGCCCGAUCCAAGUGAAUGGGACCAUCGAUUAGGAACUUGUCCUUGCGCCUUCGGUCAAGGGAGAAGCGAUGGGGGUUUUGGAAAUGGAGUCCGUGGGAGGCAAAGGGCAAGAAGAACAACAACUGUCAGCUCCAGUCCAUUAGAUGAGAGUCUUUUGACGGAUAUUAACAACUUAGAUGGGUUGCCAUUCUGUCUUCAAACAUCAACACCAUCUCGAACUGGUGCCGGAAUAAGAUGUUGCUACCGUGGAGAUCAAUCACUCGUUGUGGGCUAUGGAAGUUUUUGGCAAAGCAGUUUUGUUGAAAGGUACCAGCCAACAAGCUUCUUCGCCUUUUUAAAUUGGAUCUUUGAAGAUCUCUUUCCGAGGUAUUAUUGCUGCACCGCAUCUCGGGAUCCAUACUUCUGCGGUCUGUUUACUGAAAAACGUCCAGCAGGCUCCUGUGAUGGUUAUCUUCCUCCGAACACAGGAUGGAUGUUUGGUGACCCCCAUAUGACCACACUCGAUGGCUAUGACUAUACAUAUAAUGGUAUUGGGGAAUACAUAUUGGAGGAGGUGAUGUUAGAGGACAAUCAACGAUUUGUUGUACAGUGUCGAAUGCAACCUCCCAUUUUACAAACUGACAGCGUAGCUGGUGCCACCGUCUUUACAUCAUUUGUAGGUGCUGUUGAUAAUGGCACUAAGGUUGAAAUGAGGAUUACGGAAAAUGCGUUGGAUUUAGAUAUACUUGUAAAUGGAACAGCUAUAAAUAAAACAGCACUUGUUGAAGAUUCAUACACGAGUGAUGAGGAUAUAUCUUUUAGUGUUCAACUUGUCGACGGAGAGUUGGCUAGCGGUGGAGCCAGGUAUUUGGCCUCUUGGUCAGAUGGCGUAUCCUUUUCAGUAGCUGUUUCCAGUGGAAUGUUGAAUAUUGUUUUCCAAGCAUCAGUGAUUUACAAGGGCAAGGCUAGAGGACUCUUAGGAGUCUGGAAUGAUAAUGUAACAGAUGAUUUUGUGGAAAGAGGUAAAGUUGAGCCACUUUCAAAAGAGGGUGAUGUAUACACUGGAGCUGAACUUUUCCAAUUUGGAAAUUCUUGGCGGAUUUCAGAAUCAGAAUCAUUAUUUACAUACAGACCAGGUGAAUCGCACGAUACAAUUAAUAACGAGACGUUUGUCCCAAAGUUCUUAGAAGAUUUAGUAGCAGAGAAUCAAGGUACAGAGUUGUACUCUAAUGCAGUUCAAACAUGUGGGGACAACUCCCAGUGCUUGUUUGAUUCUCUGGCAACAAAAGAUACCAGUACAGGUGCCAAUACGCUUGAAACUAACGACGUUAUUACAAACGAUGUACAGGAAUUAAUGAAUUUCCCGCCUAAUAUCACAUUAAUUCAAGACGCAGAUGGUGUCUUAAAUGGCAGCUAUUUCUAUGCAAUUGUUGGCGAGAAUUACACAUUUACUGUGGUUGCUACAGACGAAAACGGUGAUGAAAUUACAUUCUCUCUUCUGCAGCCCGUAGCUGGAGCAUCGGUUGAUCCAACAUCUGGGGUGCUUACGUGGACCCCACAAGAUACAACUAUGAUUAGACUUGGCGUAGUCGCAAGUGAUGGUGUAGCAAAUUCUACCAGAGAAUUCUUGACAUUGUUAUGUGACUGUAAAAAUGGUGGUACAUGUAAUUUCGGAACAGUGGAUGAUAACUCAGAUAUUUUAGAUGAAGGCUUUGCUGUAAGUCUGUCUCUUAUACAUCCAUGUACAUGUCACCCAGCAUACACUGGAAUAGAUUGCAGCCAAGAUUUUAAUGCCUGUGCUGAUGCUCCAUGCUACCCAGGCGUUCUCUGUACAGAUAAUGUAGCACCAGAUCCCAAUGCUACAUGUGCCAGCUGCCCAUCUGGCUUAGUUGGAGAUGGAUUCAAGUGUUAUGAUUAUGACGAAUGCAUGGUUAAUAAUGCGGGUUGCGACCAUUUAUGCUCCAAUACUCUGGGAGGCUUUGAGUGUAGCUGUUCUGAAGGGUAUUCACUUCAAAAUGAUUUUAUGUCAUGUAAUGACAUUAACGAAUGUCUUCAAGAAAAUGACUGCAGUGUGAAUGCGUUUUGCACAAAUGAUAUAGGAACCUACAGCUGUACAUGUAACACAGGGUAUAGUGGUGAUGGAAUAAACUGCCAAGAUAUUGACGAAUGCAUUGACAUUCCUUGUGAUCAAUUAGCAACCUGCGAAAAUGAUGAGGGCUCAUUUACAUGCACAUGUCUAAAUGGAUAUCAAGGCAAUGGCCUAGAAUGUACUGAUAUCAACGAAUGUGAAGGAAACUCAUUCAUAUGUGACGUCAACGCAGAGUGUCGCAAUACCGCUGGAUCCUAUAAAUGCGCGUGUGUUAGUGGUUAUUCCGGCAAUGGAACUUUCUGCACUAACGUGGACGAGUGUGCAAUGAUGACCCAUCAAUGUAGCAUUAGUGCUACAUGUGAAGACACAAUUGGAAGUUACAUUUGUACAUGCGAAGAUGGGUAUACAGCAACUGGAAAAGCUUGUAUUGAUAAUGAUGAAUGCCAGACCGGCGAGCAUGAUUGCUCAGUGAAUGGAUACUGUAUAAACACUAUAGGCUCGUACAUGUGUAUGUGUAAUGAUGGCUAUACCAUGAAUAAUAAUACAUGCGACGACAAAAACGAAUGCGAAUUAAGUAGUCCGUGUGAUAGCAUUGGGUCUUGUGAAAACACCGAUGGUUCCUACAUCUGCAGUUGUCCAUCCGGCUACCUAAUCAGAGACAGAGUCACAUGUGAAGAUAUCAACGAGUGCGAGAUAAAUACACAUAAUUGUUCACACGAUUGCGUGAAUACUAAUGGAAGCUUCACAUGCGCCUGCCCGGGUAGUCUUGUUUUAGAUGGAGAGUUUUGCUUGUCUGAAGGAAACUGUUCGUUGGAGUGUGAGUACGGUGCUUGCAGCACUGGUGUAAAUGGAUCAGAAUGUAUCUGUAACAUUGGCUUUGAACUAUCUAAUGGAAAUUGCACUGAUGUAGAUGAAUGCCGUGAUGACGGAAUGAAUAUGUGUGACGAACUUGCAGUGUGCAAUAAUACAAAAGGGGGCUACGAAUGCAUCUGCAAGGAAGGUUAUGAACUUUUAACAGGCACAUUUAUAUGCAAUGAUAUUAACGAGUGUAGUAGUACUACCUCUUACCCAUGCCAUGCUGAUUCGAAUUGCUUAAAUACAAUUGGAAGUUUCAACUGCACAUGCCGAUCUGGGUUCAAUGGUGAUGGCCUAAGCUGUACAGACAUUAAUGAAUGUACAAAUGAUGAAAAUAAUAAUUGUGAUCCGAAUGCUGACUGUAUCAACAACAAUGGUUCAUUUGUAUGCAAGUGCAAAUCUGGUUUCGUUGGCGUGGGAGUUACCUGUUUUGAUGUCGUCGAAUGUAAUAUUGCAGGAUCGUGUCCGGAUAAUUCGUUAUGUACCAAUACGGUGGGCUCUUUCAAUUGCACUUGCAAUGAAGGCUUUGCGUAUAACCAAACAGACGAGACGUGUGAUGACAUAAAUGAGUGCGAUGGUCCUCCUACCUGUAGCUCGAAUGCCAAAUGUAGUAACACUCUAGGAUCUUACACAUGCGCAUGCUUCGAAGGGUUCCGUGGAGAUGGGUCCCAGUGCACUGACAUCGAUGAAUGUGAAGAGAAUAUCCAUGACUGUGACAUUAAUGCUGAAUGUGCAAACACGAAUGGCAGUUUCAGUUGUGUGUGUAACACCGGGUACGAAGGAAAUGGAACCACGUGUUCAGAUAUCAACGAGUGUGAUACAAAUAGCACUACACAUGACUGCGAUGCUGUCGCCAUCUGUUCCAACGUGGUAGGGUCAUUUUUAUGUACUUGUGACAUGGGUUACAUUGACACGGGAGCUGGCAAAGAACGAGAUUGUCAAAAUAUUGAUGAAUGUACUGUAGGGAUUCACAAUUGCGACAUAAAUGCAGAAUGUAAUGACACUGUUGGAUCGUUUGGGUGUCAGUGUAACGACGGAUAUACAGGCACCGGUAUCAAUUGUGCAGACGAAAAUGAAUGCGACACCAAUGGCACCUGUCCGGAAGUAAAUACAAUGUGUAUGAAUACAGACGGAGGUUUCUUUUGUAGUUGCUCAGAAGGAUUUAGUAAUAUAUCUGGCAUAUGUACAGAGGCGUUAUCAUUGAAUCUUCCUGUGAUCUUCACCUAUAUUGGAGGCCUAGAGGUCGGACCAAACACCAAAUUGACCUUAACUCAGAAAAAUACUCUAGUUAAAGAUAUGUCGGAGUUACUCAAAACAACCAGUUUAUCCGCAGAUUUGCUUGACGUCAUGUUUAUGGAUUCUACCAAUAUCACAGAAGGAUUAUUGGUUGAAUUCCGCAUAGACUUAAGAAUCGAAUCAGGAACUAAUUAUACUCAGUUAGUAACUAUUUUCGAAUUAGCAACUGCGUUGAAUAAUGGGAGAGUGCCACCAGAUAAUGUUAUCUACGCGCCACCAGAUGUAGAACCACCUGUUUUGACAUGUGUAUCUGCUGUGACAGUCACAACGGAUCCUGGUAAAGCAACAGCUACAGUAGCUAUUACGUCACCUAGUGUAUUAGAUAAUUCUGAUGAAGACAUCGUUGCUACAAGCAGUCCGUCAAUUCCAGCAAGCCUUGCUAUAGGUGUACAUACAAUAAAUUUUACAGCUAUGGACUCAGCUGGAAAUUCCGGAUUUUGCAACGUCAUGGUAACUGUUAAAGAUGAAGAGACUCCUUCAUUAGUAUGUGCAGCAGAUUGGACAGUUUACAUUAACUUCGGUGAAGCAUCAACUCCUGUGGAUAUCCCUUCUCCCAGUGUAUUUGAUAACUCAGGUGAAACAGGCGAUGUUACAAGUGAACCAUCAAUCCCAUUAAAUCUCGGCAUUGGAACUCAUACAUUUACCUUUACAACUUCGGACCUGUCUGGCAAUACCGGGAAUUGCAGCGUAACUGUAUCUAUUGAAGCUGUAAAUAGAAUGGAAAUGAGAUUGACGUUUACUGGGGUGAACGGUCUUUCAGUUGCUUUUGGAAGUGAUUUACUAAAUGAAUUGUCUGACCGUUUCAUACUAUACCAAAGUUACCUGUGCUCUGCUAUAUCCUCUAUCGUCUCGGAUGUGUUGACAUGUCGGGUAAUAGAAUUUCGUGACGGAAGUAUUGAAGCAGACGUUGAACUUGGCUUUUCAGACCUAACUGUAGCUGGUAACGACGUUGAAUCCGAACUUAGAAAUGCAGCUGCCGGUGGCCUUCUUGUCACAGAAGAUAAUGUAACCCUCACGGUAGAUCCAUCGACUAUCCAUCUUAUUGGUGGUACAACGGUCCCAAUGCAAACAACAGAUGUCCCAGAAGAUGGUGGUGAUAAUGAAGCAACUACAGUUUUGGUCGUGGUUAUUGUCGUAGCUUGCGUUUUAAUAUUAUUCCUAAUAAUCAGCAGUAUUGCGUGUGUUGUGUAUCGAAAAAAACUUACUUACCGGGAUACGCUUAACAAAAAUCAAUACCAGACGUAUAGUGAUGGAAAAGUUGUACGAAACCCCUUCCAUUCCUUGCCACGCAAUAUGGUUACUGGAUCAGAUUCUAUGACGUCAGAAGAAAGUAUGAUGUAUCGCAUAUCUCACACGCUGAGAAAUUCGCAGAUGAUACCAGAGAGGGAGAGUAAUUUCACUCUCGGUACAGAUGAAUUUGUGAGACCAUACAUGGCCGAUGGAAGCGAGGAAAUGUCGGGCAACGAUGGAUACCGCCAGGAAUAUUAUUGAGCUUACAGUUAGUCAGGAAGAUGAUGUGAUCAGAGGAAGAAUAACAACAUAACGUUCAGACAACCGUAGACCCGUAUAUUAUAACUUUAGAAUACGUGAUUUACUCAGUAGUUGAAUAUUGUAGAAUUUUUCUUUUUAACUAAUAUUGGAGAUAUUAUCACAUCUAAUCUAUAGUAUAUUCAUGUGUCAUUCGAUUUCUCACUUUUAUUACAGUACUAUGCUUGUAAGGAAUAUUUUAUGAGAUAUGUAUAGAAAGUGAUGUCAUCAUUUUUAGCGUCUGUGUAUUUGCAUAAGACAAGCUUUGUGGCACAUGAUUUUCAUUGAAAAUUUUAAAGCUCUUGGUCAAUUUAUGUUUCUUUUCUCAAUAGUUUGCACUAUUUUUCUACAUCUUCUGUACUUUUUAAAACCAUGAAGGCGCAUUAUGCAAAGUAAAUAUUUUCAUAUUUCUAUUAAAAUUCGAAGCAUUAUUUCAUUAGAAUUUUUAUUUGAAAGAAUAUUUAAACCAAUUUUUUGUUGUCUUGACACUUAAAAUUGGUAUUGGUAUAAGACUAUUAAUUGAGCCGUUUUCAUUCUUUUUGGUUAUGUUCAAUGUGGAUUUUAUGGAAUACGCUAAUCCUGUCAACUUUGGCCAUUAGUCAAAGAUUUAUUUAUUUUCUUUUUCCUGUGAAGAAGUUCACAUGGGUCUUCAUUCAUAAUUUACAAAUCCUUAUUUUGUACUGUUUUGCAUUAUAGCAGAAUGAUCAUUUUAUAACAAUAUUUGAUCAUUCAUUGAUGGCACUACUGUAUGGAAAUAUAUACAUGCUUUGUUGUUUUAAUUCAUUUUGUUGAUUUUGUAUCAUAUAUUUGCUUAAAAAUUUACUUAAUAAUUCGGUUUUAGGUGUAUUAAACUAAAUUGUUAAACUCUUAUCGUCGUUAUAAUUGCUUGCCAUAUCCUCCUUUAAGGGAUCAAUUUUACAAUAAUUGUGUCAAUGCAUUUGAUUGAAACUAUUUUUAUCUCAAAGGUGUCUCUGUAAAAGUAUUACUUUUAGGUACACAUUUUUUAUUCGAGAAUUUUUUUUAAGACGAUGAAUAAUUUGAAUGGUUGGGCAUGAACUUUUUAAAUCAUGUUGUAGGCAAUUUACUUUUACAAAAAAAGAAAAAAAAUAGAAACAUAUUUAUAUACCGGUAAUUAUAUAUAACUAAUUUUUUAAUGUUGCAUUACCGUAGAUAACCACCAGUUUUCUCAAUGAUUCGAACUACAAUAAUCAACUAUUGUUCUAAAUAUUAUAGAGUACACCACAUAUAUCCAUCAAUCUAAACUGUCGUGUUAUAUACUCAUAAUAACCGCAUAUUAUAGAAUAUACCUUGUCUCAAUCAUAAAAUAUAGGCUACUAUACAUUAUUUCGU
Messenger RNA from Anneissia japonica, 8964 nucleotides. RefSeq lists its product as uncharacterized. The record is from RefSeq and is a predicted model, not a curated record. Gene Ontology annotation, cellular component: membrane. The transcript has 53 exons. Gene Ontology annotation, molecular function: protein binding; calcium ion binding. Gene Ontology annotation, biological process: cell-matrix adhesion. NCBI's taxonomy places the organism in Eukaryota, Metazoa, Echinodermata, Crinoidea, Comatulida, Comatulidae. Bases 241 to 7578 code for a protein of 2445 amino acids.